AUGGUGUCUACAAGGUACAUCUUGCUAUUUCUGGCCCUGUACUAUUUCCUGGAUGACGUUGCGGCUGUGACCUGUGAUGUAGCCCCCACGCAAGCCGGUUGCAUUGACUGUAGAGUGUAUCCCACCCAUAUCGAGUGCUUGCAGAAACUUUGGACUGCAACCACAACUGCAGCUCCGCUCACUACGGCCACCACCAGAAGAUCCCGAAUCAGCAGAGUCCGCAACUUCUUCAGCAAUUUCUUUACGCGAGUUAAAAGUAAAAGUUGGUUUUAAGAAAUAAAUCAACAAAUGACA
Messenger RNA from Drosophila takahashii, 294 nucleotides. RefSeq lists its product as uncharacterized. The record is from RefSeq and is a predicted model, not a curated record. NCBI's taxonomy places the organism in Eukaryota, Metazoa, Arthropoda, Insecta, Diptera, Drosophilidae.